Molecule: messenger RNA, 1593 nt
Organism: Cricetulus griseus (Chinese hamster)
Lineage: Eukaryota; Metazoa; Chordata; Mammalia; Rodentia; Cricetidae
Source: RefSeq, a predicted model, not a curated record
AUGAUCUAUGGACGCAGUUUGUUUCACAUUAUAGCAAGUUUAAUCAUCCUCCAUUCUUCUGGAGCAACCAAGAAAGGAACAGAAAAACAAAUCACCUCAGAAACACAGAAGUCAGUGCAGUGUGGAACUUGGACAAAGCAUGCAGAGGGAGGUGUCUUUACUUCUCCCAACUAUCCCAGCAAGUACCCUCCUGACCGAGAGUGUGUCUACAUCAUAGAAGCUGCCCCAAGGCAGUGCAUUGAACUCUACUUUGAUGAAAAAUACUCGAUUGAACCAUCUUGGGAGUGCAAAUUUGAUCACAUUGAAGUACGAGAUGGCCCUUUUGGCUUUUCUCCAAUAAUCGGAAGGUUCUGUGGACAGCAGAAUCCACCUGUAAUAAAAUCUAGUGGAAGAUUUCUGUGGAUUAAAUUUUUUGCUGAUGGCGAGCUGGAGUCGAUGGGAUUUUCAGCUCGAUAUAAUUUCACACCUGAUCCUGACUUUAAGGACCUUGGAGUUUUGAAACCAUUGCCAGCUUGUGAGUUUGAGAUGGGCGGUCCUGAAGGAAUCGUGGAGUCCAUACAAAUUCUGAAAGAAGGCAAAGCUUCUGCCAGUGAAGCCGUGGAUUGCAAGUGGUACAUCCGAGCCCCACCACGAUCCAAGAUUUACUUACGUUUCUUGGACUAUGAGAUGCAGAAUUCAAAUGAAUGCAAAAGGAACUUUGUGGCCGUGUAUGAUGGAAGCAGCUCGGUGGAGGACUUGAAGGCCAAGUUCUGCAGCACCGUGGCUAAUGACGUCAUGCUGCGCACAGGCCUGGGGGUGAUCCGCAUGUGGGCGGACGAGGGCAGUCGCAACAGCAGGUUUCAGAUGCUCUUCACAUCCUUCCAAGAGCCUCCUUGUGAAGGCAACACAUUCUUCUGCCACAGUAACAUGUGUAUUAACAACACGCUUGUCUGCAAUGGGCUCCAGAACUGUGUGUACCCCUGGGAUGAAAAUCACUGUAAAGAAAAGAGGAAAACCAGCCUGCUGGAUCAGCUGACCAACACCAGUGGGACAGUCAUUGGCGUGACUUCCUGCAUUGUGAUCAUCCUUAUUAUCAUCUCUGUCAUUGUACAGAUCAAACAACCUCGUAAAAAAUAUGUCCAAAGGAAGUCAGACUUUGACCAGACCGUUUUCCAGGAGGUGUUUGAGCCUCCUCACUAUGAGUUAUGUACGCUCAGAGGAACCGGAGCAACGGCUGACUUUGCAGAUGACUUUGAUAAUUAUCACAAACUGCGUAGAUCAUCUUCCAAAUGCAUUCAUGACCAUCACUGUGGAUCCCAACUGUCCAGUGCAAAAGGCAGCCGCAGUAACCUCAGCACAAGGGACACUUCCAUCUUGGCAGAGAUACCCACCCAGCCAGUCAAGCCCCUCAUCCCACCCGUGAACAGGAGGAACAUCCUGGUCAUGAAACACAACUACUCGCAAGAUGCUGCAGACGCCUGUGACAUCGACGAGAUUGAGGAGGUGCCCACCACAAGCCACAGGCUAUCCAGACAUGAGAAAUCCGUCCAGCGGUUCUGCCUCAUUGGGUCUCUAAGCAAACAUGAAUCUGAAUACAACACAACUAGGGUCUAA